ACUCGUUGUGCAGUAUAUUGCUCUUUGAUACUGCUGUGUUAACAUGGUUAAGGGGCCUAAGCUGUGCUUUACCGUUAUCCUUUCCGUCCUGUGAUGUUCCGAAUUGUACCAUUAUAGUCAUGCACUGUGAAUUGGUCUGUAUACUGCUAAUCUAAUAUAAGGCUAGAUAUUUUCUCUAUACUGAGAGGGUUAGCUAUAGACGUAGAAAUGGAAGCAGAGCAAUACAUGAAGUUUAAUUCAAGACGGUCGCCCGUUCUCGCGACCCGAGGAUGCGUUGCGUCUAGUCAACCAAUGGCUUCCAAAUCAGGAGUUGACAUUUUGGAAGCUGGGGGGAACGCCGCGGAUGCUGCCGUUGCCAUGGCAGCGGUCCUCAACGUUACCGACCCAGCGUCCACGGGAAUUGGAGGGGACUGCUUUGCCCUCUUCUAUGAUGCUAGCUCAAACACUGUCAAAGGAAUUAAUGGCAGUGGGAGAAGUGCGAUAGAUGUAUCUCUUGAGACCUACACCCAUCUUGGUUUCAGUGAUAAUAACCGUCCUCCUCGACACCAUGGUCUUCAUGUCACUGUUCCGGGGGCAGCGGCUGGAUGGGUAGAUACUAUCGAGACAUUUGGCUCAAAGAAGCUCACUUUACAACAAAUACUGCAACCUGCCAUUGCACUUGCCGAAGGAGGGUUUGCAGUGCAUCCUAUAUCUGCCAAUCAUUGGAAAGAGGGAGUCGAUUCAUUGAAGAGAGAGAGCAACCCCCAUGGCCACACUAUGCUCCUGGGGAAACGACCUCCAAGGACAGGAGAUAUCAUGCGAAUGCCACUCUUGGCUAAAACAUUCAAGACCCUUGCGGCCUGUGGUAAGAGAGGUUUCUACGAAGGUCAUGUUGCAGAGGCCAUAGUUGAUAUCAUCCAGUCUAAUGGCGGCAGACUCUCAUUGGCCGACCUCAAAGGUCACAGGUCAACCUUUGAAGAUCCAAUCAAUACGAGUUAUCACGGAGUACGUGUUUGGGAGCUUCCACCGAACGGCCAGGGAAUAACCACCCUUAUGGCUCUCAAUAUCCUUGAGGAUUUUGAUCUGAAAGAAAUGGGGCACGGCAGUCCAGAGUACCUUCAUCACAUAAUCGAAGCAUUAAAACUUAGUUUUGCUGACAGCUUAGAGUUUUGUGCAGAUCCUAAUAAGGAGAGAGUGCCAACCGAAGAGUUACUCUCAAAGACAUAUGCUUCCAGUCGGCGAAAUCUCCUGGACCCAAAGAGGGCCAGUAGUCUGGUAACUCAAGGAAAUCCUUAUCCUUUUAGUGGGGAUACAGUUUACUUGUCUGUGGUAGACAAUGGCGGCAAUGCUUGCUCGUUCAUCAAUAGUAAUUUCUUACGCUUCGGAACAGGCCUCAUUCCCAAAGAUUGUGGCUUUGCACUUCAGUGUCGAGGGAUGAAUUUCCGCUUACUCGAGGGACAUUUGAACUGUAUAGCAGGAGGUAAACGCCCCUAUCAUACAACCAUUCCUUCUAUGAUUACCAGUGCAGAGGAUAAUAAUCAACUUUUAGCAACUUUUGGUGUCAUGGGAGGAUUCAUGCAACCACAGGGUCAAGUACAGGUACUUCUGAACAUGGUAGAAUUCGGCAUGAACCCUCAGUUGGCGUUAGACAGCCCUCGUCUUUGCCUCAGAAUCGAUCAGCAAGCCAAGAUGGGUCAAGAUCUUGUUCAUCUGGAAGAAUCGUUCCCAUCCUCGACCUUUGAUGCUUUAUGGUCAAAAGGUCAUAAGGUCAAAUCUAUGUCGGGAUUCGAGAGGGAGAUGUUUGGGCGUGGUCAAGUCAUAACAAAGGGAGAUUGGUGGAGUGCCGAGACGCAUUGUGGGGAAGGUGAAAGAUCACAGGUUUUGUGGGCGGGGUCUGACCCGAGAGGAGACGGCAUGGCAGUAGGAAUGUAGGUAAAAUUAUCUGUUCACCUCAGGAAAGUAAACAGUUCCUGAUGCAGAGCUAUGUAGUGGUGGAAGCUCCAUAUGCUCGAUCGAUGCAUGAUACACACGCACACUCUUUUUUCCCCUUGACUCUAUCCUCAAGAUAAAGCCUCUCGACAAGAUGGUCAAAUCCAUGUUAGUAUGAGAAUAUUUGAAGCAAUAUUUUCUGUAUCAAUGUUUCAUUUUAUCAUGAAAUCACACUCUUCCUUUGAUUUAACCAUCACCAUUAUCUCCAUCAUGACCAUCAUCAUUUCCAUAGCUUUCAUCUUCACCAUUGUCACAUUCAACCUCAUCCAUCUUCAUCUUCAUUAUGAACUGAUGUUUUCGUAUAUGAAAAUAUACCCAUUCUGCUGUAUCAAUGUAUCAAAUCAUUUUAAUAAGUUUGAAUCUGUUGUUGUCAUUUUUUCAAGCAAUCUCCUUGAUGACAAUCCUAUUUUGCUAAUUGUAAAUGUUGUAAUUGGUAGUGGAUCAUUUGUGUCGAAUUGUGUGUGUGAGGGUGUAUGAGGCUGUGUGGGUAUGUGUGUGAGGGAGGGUGUGUGUGUGUUGAGUGAUAAUUUAGUAUACUUUAUCUAUGAUUCAUGCCAGGAGCAGUAAACAAUUUUGUUUGUUAUGAUAUGAAAAAUGUUUAUUAACGAAUUAUAUGAAUGUACGCAGAAGAGAAUUAAAUCAAAACGAAUUCGACUUGU
Messenger RNA from Lytechinus pictus (painted urchin), 2627 nucleotides. Its product is annotated as glutathione hydrolase-like YwrD proenzyme. The coding region runs from base 208 to 1911 and encodes 567 amino acids. Lineage: Eukaryota; Metazoa; Echinodermata; Echinoidea; Temnopleuroida; Toxopneustidae. The record is from RefSeq and is a predicted model, not a curated record. The transcript has 9 exons.